Molecule: messenger RNA, 879 nt
Organism: Seminavis robusta
Lineage: Eukaryota; Bacillariophyta; Bacillariophyceae; Naviculales; Naviculaceae
Source: the annotation of a GenBank genome assembly
AUGGACGGCUACCAAAAAGGUUUGAAUUCUUUGGGAGUGCCAAUGAAAUAUGCUCCUUGGCACUGCAGACUGCUACCUUUGAACCGAGUUAUCAACAAACUAGGUUGUGAAAGGGGCAGCAACAUUCAUGUCAUCUACAUUGGCGACUCCAACUUGCGUCUACAAAAGAAGACCUUUGAUACCUUUUGGAAGACUGUCAGCUCUACUACUGACACCACUGCCAGCAAUCAUUCUGUGGCACUGCCUCACAUUGAAACCAGCCUGAUAUCAUUGCAUGGAGGUCUCCACCAAACUCUGCCAAAUGUUUCAAUUGCCCUUGAGGGCAUUCUGCACAAUGCAACCAGCACCAAACUCAAGAAGACAAUGACGACGUACAUGAUACUCUUCAACUCGGGCCUGCGCGACAUUUCACGUCGAUGUCUGCUUCGCUUGAAUGUUUCCUGCACCAAAAACUACAAAGAGUCCUUUCGAGCACUGCUGAGCCUUGUAUCCGAUUUUCCAGCGGACCUCAAGGUACUCCAAACCACCACAGCUGGAUGGCCCAAGUAUGGCAACUUUGGUUUUGCUUGGCCGCCUACCCAUCCACAACCCCUGCCUCGUGAUCCCAACUUUGUGGACCAUUUCAACAGUGACAUGUUACAAGAAGUUGUGAGAGCAGGUACCGGUACACCGAAUGCGGCCGGCAGCUCUGGUAACACUGCAAUUUCGGUGAUGGGUGCUUUCUGGUUGACACUGUCCCGUCCGGAUCAUCGAGAGGUGGACAAGACGAAUGCGAUAGGAAAGCAUCUGGUGCACCCCGGACCCGAAGUGCUCAAUGCGCUGACCCGUCAAUGGAUCACGAUGAUCAUUGAGAGCGUUUGUGGUGGGGCUUCCACUUAG